Messenger RNA from Aspergillus pseudonomiae, 1476 nucleotides. Its product is annotated as NAD(P)H-dependent flavin oxidoreductase. The record is from RefSeq and is a predicted model, not a curated record. The coding region runs from base 1 to 1476 and encodes 491 amino acids. The transcript has 4 exons. Lineage: Eukaryota; Fungi; Ascomycota; Eurotiomycetes; Eurotiales; Aspergillaceae. Gene Ontology annotation, molecular function: nitronate monooxygenase activity.
AUGGUUCUCGGCCUGCUGCCAUAUGUCCUUGCCACUUUUCAGUUGAAUGCAUUCGUGAGCAACAUGUCAUAUCGUUUGUUUCAGCGAAGCCUACCAGGGUCGCUUGGAACUGCACCCGAAGGAGCAGUGGGCUACUAUCAGCCGCCACCUGGACCUAUUGCCAAUAAUGCUCAGCCAACGGAGACCAGGCCCGUGGUGGAUAGCACAGUGACAAGCAAAACAGCAGCUCAAGGUCUAUCGCGCGAGCCAGCUGAACUCAGCGGCGCACCACCUGUGACAACUAACGCGCAAGGCAACUUUGCCAUCUUGACUGGAACCGUAACCAAGACACAGGCGACGAUGGAGAGCACACAGGCGGCAACAGCUGGUCGAGAUCUGACUGAAGUUUAUAUAGCAUCUCAAUUAUACCACGUACCUUGUUCUACUACAAUGUCUCUUCAAACCCCCCUCUGCUCACUGCUGAAGAUCCAGCACCCCGUCCUGCUGGCAGGAAUGGCGCGUGCCUCUGGAGCCCCUCUGGCAGCCGCUGUUUCUAACGCAGGUGGUUUGGGAACAGUCGGCGGUCUAGGAUACACGCCCGAGCAACUUUCGGAGAUGUUGACGGAACUCAAGGCUUCCCUACGGGACCCUUCUCUCCCCUUUGGCGUUGAUCUGGCCUUGCCUCAAAUUGGCGGAGGAGCCCGAGCUACAAACCACGACUACACCAACGGCCAGCUGGACCAGCUCAUUGACGUCGUAAUUUCCCAUGGCGCCAAGCUCUUCGUCUCCGCCGUGGGUGUGCCCCCCGAGCGUGUCAUCAAGAGACUACAUGACGCCGGCAUCUUGAUCAUGAACAUGGUCGGAGCACCCAAGCACGCCGAGAAGGCCCUCAAGCUGGGCGUGGACAUCGUAUGCGCCCAGGGUGGCGAAGGAGGUGGUCAUACAGGAGAAAUCCCUUUCUCCGUGCUUGUCCCGGCAGUCGUCGACGUGGCGAAGAAGUACAAGAGCCCGCUGACGGGUCAACCUGCCCUGGUCGUGGCUGCGGGUGGCAUCAACGAUGGGCGCAGUUUGGCCGCAUCACUGAUGCUGGGCGCUGUCGGUGUCUGGGUCGGCACCAGGUUCGUUGCCUCGAAGGAAAGUAGCGCUAGUCAGUUGCACAAGGAGGCGGUCGUUGGGGCUCAAUUUGGAGAGACCAAGCGGACCCUGGUCCUUUCCGGUCGGCCGCUGCGUAUGCUGCCCAACGAUUACAUCAAGGACUGGGAAAAACGACCGGAGGAAAUUGCCCAGCUGACCGCUAAGGGAAUCGUCCCUAUUGAACAUGAUUUCAACAAGGAUAAGGAGGACAUUGAGAUUCCUUACCUGAUGGGUGAUGUCUCGGGUAUUAUCAAGGAGAUUAAGCCCGCUGGUGACAUCGUACGGGAAAUGGUCCAGCAGGCCGUGGAGGUGCUGAGAACAGGAGGGACAUAUAUCAAGGCAGGAUCUGCUAGCAAACUUUGA